This is a messenger RNA of Notolabrus celidotus (New Zealand spotty), 2235 nucleotides long. It is a transcript of the gene esrrd, whose product is annotated as estrogen-related receptor delta. Lineage: Eukaryota; Metazoa; Chordata; Actinopteri; Labriformes; Labridae. The coding region runs from base 1 to 1422 and encodes 473 amino acids. Gene Ontology annotation, cellular component: nucleus. Gene Ontology annotation, molecular function: sequence-specific DNA binding; zinc ion binding; steroid binding. The record is from RefSeq and is a predicted model, not a curated record. Gene Ontology annotation, biological process: regulation of DNA-templated transcription. The transcript has 8 exons.
AUGGAGCUGAAGGACUUUUGUCUGACGGACGAUUAUCACUUCCUGAGUCCACAGCGCUUCUUGGACUCGUCUCCUUCCUCGUCAUCCUCCACCGAUGACGCUCGUUCUCCUCCCUCCUCCCUCCUCCAUUCCUCACCCCUCAGUCCCUCCUUCACCCUGGACCCGAUCCCCUCACACCAGGCCUUCCUUCUGCCCAGCCCGGCCUCCUCUUCCUCCUCCUCCUCCUCCUCGCCGUCUUACAGCCACCUCUGCGGAGCGCCUGACCCUGACUCCCCUACGGGAUCUACUUCCAGCGGCGGAAGAGGUGCUGUGGCGUCAGAGGCCUCGGUGCGGUUUGCGGUGUCACAGAUGGACUCGUUCGCAGUGCAGGUGGACUCCAUCCUGAGGGGGGACUACCUGACACCGCUGGGGGCCGUGGGGCUGAAGAGGCUCUGCCUGGUGUGCGGGGACUUUGCCUCUGGAUAUCACUACGGCGUGGCGUCCUGCGAGGCCUGCAAGGCUUUCUUCAAGAGGACCAUCCAAGGUAACAUCGAGUACAGCUGUCCGGUGACCAAUGAGUGUGAGAUCACGAAGCGGAGGAGGAAAGCCUGUCAGGCCUGCCGCUUCCAGAAGUGUCUCCAGGCGGGGAUGAUGAGAGAAGGUGUUCGUAUGGACCGCGUGAGAGGAGGCCGACAGAAGUACAAAAGGCGGGCUGAGCCUGGACUCAGUUUUUACUCAAAGACCCCGUACCCCCUCCCGCUCUGCAGCCGGAACAAAGUGAUUUCACAUUUGCUGCUGACAGAGCCCGCCCCCCUGGCUGCCAAUCAGGACGAAUCGACCAAUGACAGCAGCCUGAGGACCCUGCUGACCCUGUGUGACCUCCUGAACAGAGAGCUGCUGGUCCUGAUUGGCUGGGCCAAACAGAUCCCAGGCUUCUCCGGGCUCUCAUUGGUCGACCAGAUGUCUCUGCUGCAGAGCGGUUGGAUGGAGGCUCUCCUGGUGGGCGUGGCCUGGCGGUCGCAGGGCGCUGCGGGGGAGGAGCUAGUGUUUGCCGGGAACCUUCAGCUGGACGAGGCUCGGUGUCGAGAGACGGGAUUGGCCGAGCUGUACGAGGCGCUGCGUCUCCUGACCGCCAAAUACCAAGGGAUGCACCUGAGCGUGGAGGAGGCCGUGACGCUGAAGGCCGUGGCGCUCGCUAACUCUGACGUGGACCCGUUGGACUGCCCGGACUCGGUGCACAGGUUCCAGGACGAGCUCCACGAGGCCCUGCAGGAGUACGAGGCGUCCCGCAGAGAGCAGCACCGAGCGGGCCGGCUCCUGAUGACGCUGCCCCUGCUGAGACAGACGGCAGACCGGGCCGUUCAGGUCCUCCUGAGGCUGCACCGCCAACGCUGCGUCCCGCUUCACAAGCUGCUGCUGGAGAUGCUCGACGCCAAGGCCUGAACCGGGUCUGACUGAGACUAGGACCAUUAUGAGUCCAGGACUAGGACCAUCAUAAUCAAGACUGUAACCAUCUGAAGGGACUUCACUCAGGGACCAGGAUCUUUAUCCUGCCAGGUGGGACUCAUCAGAUGGAUUCAGAGGCUGCUGACUCAUCAGCUGUUUAUUAUUAUUUACACAUUUUAUUUUGAAAAUCUUGAUGGUGUAUUUUAAACAUGACCUUUGACCCCACAGAAGAUUAGCAUGUAGCAGACUUCCAUUUACAGUGUUUGUGAGAGUAACAUCGAGGUAAACUAACUUUUAAACUCCGCCUACAUCCUUCUUAGAAAGCUGCUGAGCUAUGAUUGGACAAUCACUGUUUGGGGGGCGUGGCUUAAGAAGCAGUUUGUCGUUUUAAUGGCGUCAGCAGGAGGAACAGCGAGCCGCUGGAUGAGCGUGGAGUCGUGGACUCUUGUACAGUUUUUCAUAAAGAUAAUGAAGUAUUUUUAUAAACAAAGAUGUUUAUUUGGAAGUUUUCUGCCCGUUAGUUUGGCUCUCUUUAUUAUUUUAGUCAAAUAUUUUAUUUUUCUACACAAAGAUUGAAACGUGUUCAUGAAGUGAUGACCUCACUUCAGCGGCGUGAGCUGUUUGUUUACAGGACGUGGUUUAAUAAAGUUUCAUGUUAAAAAGAGACAGACUCAACAUGAUGCAUUCACAGGUCGUAGGAAACAUGACAAUCCAGAGGCCAGAGUAAUAAACAUCAUACAGUUAUUAGAUUAAUCCUGUUUUUUAUUUGUAUUUAUGUUGUAAUAUUUUAAUAAAUGUUUUAUAUCUUCA